Molecule: messenger RNA, 1999 nt
Organism: Nicotiana attenuata
Lineage: Eukaryota; Viridiplantae; Streptophyta; Magnoliopsida; Solanales; Solanaceae
Exons: 3
Coding region: 30-377 (115 amino acids)
Source: RefSeq, a predicted model, not a curated record
GUGAAUUGUUCAAAAGUCGUGGAGCAUACAUGACUGAAGAGGAAGCAGAAAAUGCUGGUAUCAUUUGCCUUUCAAAAGAAGCAGGUCAAGUACCAAGAAGGCUUUCCUCUGCUCUGAACUGUCUUGAACAUCUGUACAUGAAUUUAGUGUGCCUGGAUGAAUUACAUGAGCUUCGAGAUAAAUUGCUUAAUCCAGCAACCAGGGAUUAUGUUGAUCAAACUCCUGCAAGCUUCUCAGAUGUGACAUUGAAUCACCUCAUGGCAGUUAAGCUUCAACGUAUAGCUGGAACAAGGCCAGAAAUGCAGCUGAUCAAGCUUCUAUUGGCCAUCCAGCACCGAUCAGAACGAGAAUCGGCCCCUAUGCAAUGUCAGAAAUAAAAUCUCUCGAAACUGGGGAAGAUAACAAAAUUUCAGUGGAUUAAUGUUGGGCAUGGGAACAACAAAUAUUUCUUUGCUUGUAUGAAAGCUAGAGCUAGCUCAACCAAUAUUUCUAUCUUAGGAUAUGCUGGUAGAGUGCUGCAGAUAAAAUACUUCAAUUCUACAAAGGGCUCUUAGGUUCUUCUGCAGAAAGGUUAUACUUGAGCAUCAUGAGGCAGCCACCUAGUCUUACAAUACAGCAGAAAAGGGAUAUAUGUUGUGAGGUCUCGUACGAGGAGAUUAAAAAUGUUUUGUUUGUUAUUGAUGACAAUAUGGCACCAGGGAUUGGUGGUUUUAAUGCACUUUUUUUCAAGAAAGCCUGGGAGAUUGUCAAAGAGGAUAUUUGCAAUGCAGUGCAGGAAUUCUUUAACGAGAACAAAAUGCAAGACCUGUGAACAACACUGUAGUUACUCUGGUUCCAAAGACUACAGAUCCAGAAAAUGUGACCGACUUUAGACCAAUUGCUUGCUGCUCCAUAUUAUACAAGAUAGUAUCUAAAGUUAUCUCAGAAAGAAGUAAGGGUGUGAUUGAUGGGAUAGUGGGUGAUAGCCAGUCCGCGUUUAUCCCUGGUAGAGUUAUUUCAAAUAAUACUGUUCUAAGCCAUGAGUUGGUUAAAGGAUAUACUAGGAAGAAUAUAUCUCUAAGAUGUAUGAAUUAUGAUAAAGGUAGAUUUGCAGAAAGCCUGUGACUUGGUCAUGACAUGUAUCAACUCAGUCAGCUAUACCUUUAUGAUCAAUGGUGGGUUGUCUGAUACUAUGAGAGAUAAAAAGGGGCUUAGACAAGGGGACCAUAUGUCCCCUUAUAUCUUUGUUUUGCUGAUGGAAUAUCCGAAUAGGCGUUUGGGCACUCACUUGUGUUUAACUUUCAUCCUAGAUGCCAAAAGCUGAGAACUACUCACUUUUGUUUUGCGGAGAACUUGCUAAUGUUUGCAAGAGGGGACUAUAAGUCUGUACAACUUUUGAGAGAUAGGUUUCUACUGUUUUCUGAGGCUUCUGGACUGAAAGCAAAGAGUCAAGUUUAUUUUGGAGGGGUGGAUAGGGAUACAAAAGAGAGUAUUCUAUAUCUAUUUGGAUAUGAAUUGGGAAAACUGCCAGUUAUAUUUUUGGGGGUUCCUCUAUCAACUAAAAGACUGACUGCUACGCAAUGUAGACCCUUAGUGGAUGAAAUCACUGCCAGGAUUACUUUGUGGGAUAGCUAGGAUGUCAUAUGCGGGAAGACUGCAGCUAAUUAGAGCUGUGCUAUUUGGAAUGCAGUCAUAUUGGUCACAAUUAUUCCUACUCCCUCAAAAGGUUAUUAAGUUAAUCGAAGCAAUUUGUAGAAGCUACUUGUGGACGAGUGAGACUAAUAUAUCUAGAAGGGCCCUAGUUGCAUGGGAGAAGGUCUCUUUGCCUAAAAGAGUGCUGGAGGACAGAGUACUCUCAACUAAAGAAUAUGGAAUUAGGCUGCUGUGAGCAAACUACUUUGGGUUCCUACAUAAAGAAGCUAAAAGCUUGUUGAAGAAAAAGACCUUUUUCAAUGGGUAUGGUUGAAAUUCAUUGAAAACAUAUAGAUUAGUCAAUAUACAAAAUUUGAGGAAGAUUGGA